GCCAAUGAAGACAAUCGUAUUUUUCCUUGAUUGAUUGAUUGAUUGGCCAAUGUCUUCACUUUACAAGAGCGAUGUAGUUAUUGGCAAAAUGGUCAAUAUAUUUAUGAGAGAUGGCGAAAAAGGUGUGUCACUCAAGCUGAUAGAUGAAGCUUUUAGAGAGUUGAAGGUGAAACACGGAGUUAAGGAUCCACUAUCCCUCGUUCAUCGAGCUGUAGAUAUUGCCAAACCGUUGGUGGCGUUGAUACCGCACUAUCCCCACGGAAAAAAGGUGGCAGUGCCCAUUCCUUUGAAGCCAGAACAACAACUAGGCAAGGCCCUUCGUUUCAUCAAGCAAGCUGUUGCAGAUAGAAAAGAGCACUAUGGACAUGUGAGGUUGGCUAAUGAGCUAUUAGAAUUGUCAAAGGGAGCAGGAGGAGCAAAGAAGAGAAGAGACGAUUUACAUAGAUUGGCUGAACAGAAUAGAGCUUAUGCACACUUUCGUUGGCGAUAAAGCAUUCCUCUGCUUGUGUGCUUUAGAAAAUUUGGGUUAUUAGCGGAUAUUUAAGUAUCCCCCUUUUCUUUCCAAUCGUGACGUUCAUCAUGUGUUACUACUACCUUCCCAACCCCUAUUCAAAGAAUAUAUUAGCCUAUUUGUAAACAAUUUUUGUAGAGAAGAAUAGACUGUCUGUAUAUCG
Molecule: messenger RNA, 674 nt
Organism: Galdieria sulphuraria
Lineage: Eukaryota; Rhodophyta; Bangiophyceae; Galdieriales; Galdieriaceae
Product: 30S ribosomal protein S7 (plastid) isoform 2
Exons: 3
Coding region: 50-490 (146 amino acids)
Biological process (GO): ribosomal small subunit assembly; translation
Cellular component (GO): ribosome
Molecular function (GO): mRNA binding; rRNA binding; structural constituent of ribosome
Source: RefSeq, a predicted model, not a curated record